This is a messenger RNA of Opisthorchis viverrini, 801 nucleotides long. RefSeq lists its product as hypothetical. Lineage: Eukaryota; Metazoa; Platyhelminthes; Trematoda; Opisthorchiida; Opisthorchiidae. The coding region runs from base 1 to 801 and encodes 266 amino acids. The transcript has 5 exons. The record is from RefSeq and is a predicted model, not a curated record.
AUGGUUGCUGAAAACUCUUCGGCAGCCCACAAUCGGUUUCGCCCUUCUUGGGGCUUAUCAAGUAGGCGCAGUCCCCGAGUUUCCAACAACCUUAUGUUCUACUUGAACCCUGACUUUACACGCUCCUACCGGAUAAAGAGCAUCUUCCCAGGGACUAUCUAUGAACGUUCACAAAGUGGACUGGCCACAACGGGCCUGAAUUCUCAGGUGAAAACUCUUUUAGAAAACACUAAUAUUAUAAACUACCAAAUACUACCAAAUAACUACCAAAUACUGUUUAGAAGCUAUAUAAUCACAGGCAGAAGAGGAGGAAUUCACCCACUCAAACCUGCACUGACGAUGUCACCUCGAUUGGUGAUGAAACGUUUGCAAUCCAACUGCCAAGCUCGGCGAACAGACCAACAACCAAACAGCGCACCCGAGCUACCUACAUUCCACAACAUUGCUAACACUAAUAUUAAUCAUUACCAUGAAGUAUCUACUUCCAAGGAAAACAGUUUCACAAGCUGCAAGGUCUCUCCCUUAGAGAAGUUACCACCCAGGGGUCAAGCAACGCUUGACAUCAUGGCUCCAGAAGAUUUUGUCUCUGGUAAGUACUCAGAUUGCCAAAUGAACCCAACAGCCUGUCCAAAAACACCUGGGUCUCUGAGGCGGUCUCAUCCUGAGGGGUCAUCUGUAGGACGUUCCACGACAGUUUGCGCUGUGUUGUUGCAUGGGGGUGAGACAUGGCCUCUGCGGACAGAUGAUGUGAGGCGUCUUCAGGUUUUCGACCACCGAUGCCUCAGAAGCGUGGCUGGUUAG